AUGGAUCCCACAGACGGCCUGCUGCGCUCGCGCCUUCGCGCCUUGCUAGACCAACGCCAACACCCGAAGACCAUUUGCCCUUCGGAGGUUGCCCGCUCUCUAUCCACCCAAGAAUUGGCCGAGCUAGGGGCGAAUGGGUGGCGCGAACUGAUGCCGGCCGUCCGCGGCCUCGUUUUCGACGCGAGGGCUGCAGGCGAGGUCCAGAUCCUGCAGCGCGGCGCAGUCAUCGGCCAAGAUGUGCCAACCGAGAGCAUUAGGGGGCCGAUUCGAGUUCGCAAGCCUCAGAACUCGAAAAGUGACUGA
This is a messenger RNA of Lasiodiplodia theobromae, 303 nucleotides long. Its product is annotated as S-adenosylmethionine trna ribosyltransferase. The transcript has a single exon. The coding region runs from base 1 to 303 and encodes 100 amino acids. The record is from RefSeq and is a predicted model, not a curated record. Lineage: Eukaryota; Fungi; Ascomycota; Dothideomycetes; Botryosphaeriales; Botryosphaeriaceae.